Kwoniella shivajii is the source of this 2913-nucleotide messenger RNA. RefSeq lists its product as uncharacterized. The record is from RefSeq and is a predicted model, not a curated record. The coding region runs from base 1 to 2913 and encodes 970 amino acids. NCBI's taxonomy places the organism in Eukaryota, Fungi, Basidiomycota, Tremellomycetes, Tremellales, Cryptococcaceae. Gene Ontology annotation, biological process: mRNA 3'-end processing by stem-loop binding and cleavage. The transcript has 10 exons. Gene Ontology annotation, molecular function: RNA binding. Gene Ontology annotation, cellular component: mRNA cleavage and polyadenylation specificity factor complex.
AUGAUCACUCUUACUCCCCUCUCGUCCUCAGCUGCGGCCUCGUCCUCGUCUGAACCAGUAUGCUAUCUCUUGGAGCUGGAUGACGCAAGGAUCCUGUUGGAUAUGGGACAAAAAGACUAUCGUACCAGCUCAUUGCAAACCUCAUGGGACUACGAAGAGAAGGUCAGAGAACUUGCGCCUACACUAUCCCUCGUACUUCUAUCACAUUCUCCUACCACUUAUCUUUCCCUUUAUCCUUAUGCAAGAGCGAGAUGGGGUUUAUCCUGUCCUGUAUAUGCUACCCAACCCACGGUGGAGAUGGGCAGAGUGGUGUGUUUGACAGAAGUGGAAUCAUGGAGAGCAGAAUGCCCGGUGGAAGAUGCGUCUGAUAUCGCAAACGGUAAUCGAGCAGAAGGAAGUAGACCGAACAAAGGCAAAAAGCCACUGCGAGGACCUUUUGUUCCUACCAUGGAAGAAGUUCACGAAGCAUUUGAUUGGAUUAAAGCAAUUAGAUAUAAUCAGCCCUUACAUCUCGGAGGUGAUCUGUCACAUCUACUUCUGACACCAUUCCCGUCUGGACAUACAUUAGGGGGAACGCUUUUCAAAAUCCGUUCACCAACUUCAGGUACUAUCUUAUAUGCUGUCGGUAUCAAUCACACUAGUGAAAGACAUUUGGAUGGAAUGGUUGGCGGACAAAAUGGUCCAACUGGGUAUGCCGAAGGCGUUAUGCGACCCGAUUUGCUUAUUAUCGAAGGUGGCAGAAGCGAGGUGGUGAAUGUCAAGAGGAGAGAUAGAGAGACUGCUCUACUGGAUCUUGUCACCUCCACACUUGAGUCAAAUCAUUCGGUCCUUCUCCCGUGCGAUCCUUCACCACGUCUACUCGAGUUACUCGUAUUAUUAGAUCAGCAUUGGACAUUCAAGCUCAAUCCUACUACCAAGCGUCGGCAAACGAGUUCAACCGAUCCAUGGUCAUAUCCGCUGUGUCUGGUCAGUAGGACAGGGCAAGAUAUGGUAUCUUUCGCUAGAAGUUUGAUAGAGUGGAUGGGAGGUGUAGUGAAAGAAGCUGGAGGCGAAGAAGUCGUGGGUGAUUUGGCCGGUAAUAAGAGAGGUGGAAAGAGGAGGAGAAACGCAGGUGCUACUCUCGGCUCGGAGUAUGGAGCUUUGGAUUUUAGACAUGUUCAAUUCUUCCUAUCACCUGCGGAUCUGCUUCAAGCUUAUCCAUUAAUGAAGCCAAAACUGGUCUUGGCAAUACCAUCGACCAUGUCUCACGGCCCUUCGAGAUUCCUCUUUACCACGAUGGCGAGUACCGAGGGGAACGUAGUGCUUCUGCCCUCUAGGGGAGAAGAUAACACUUUAGCCAGAGAUUUGUACAAGCGAUGGGAAGUGGAGCAAGAUGAGGGAUCCAAGUGGUCAAGAGGUAGGAUUGGAAGGACAAGCGGAUUGAAAGGUCAACUGCAAUUGAAAAUGGACUUCAAAGUCCCGUUAAUCGGUUUAGAACUGGAAUCACAUCUAGAAUCUGAAAGACUUGCCAAAGAGAGAGAAGCUGCACAUCAAGCCGCUGUUGAUCGAUCAAAGCGGAUGUUGGAAGCCGACGAUCUUGAUGAAUCUGAAUCCGAAGGGUCCGAAGAUGGAGAAGAAGCAGAUGGAAUAAUAGUCAGGAGGCGUGAUGAGAAUGUCAAUGCAAACGCAUUUGCAGGAGAUGGAGAAGAUGUCAAGACAAUGUCUUUUGACAUCUACGUGAAAGGUCAGCAGAUGAGGGUCAACAGAGGUGUCCCAGGAGAAAUGACGAGGUUUAGGAUGUUCCCUUUUCUAGAAAGAAAAGGUAGAAAGGUCGAUGCAUAUGGAGAAGGUCUCGAUAUCGGCCAAUGGGUCAGAAAAGGUAGAGAAAUCGAAGAAGAAGGGGAAACUGAAGAAGUCAGGGAGAAAAAGAAACAGAAAGAGGAAGAAGAAGAAAGACAAAAAGUACAGCCCGAAGCCCCGUCGAAAUACAUAUCAGAAACUUUCACUCUUGACUUAAAAGCAUCAAUCUUCUUUGUGGACAUGGACGGUUUACAUGAUGGUCAAUCGAUCAAAACUAUAAUAGCGGAUUUGCAACCUCGUAAACUAAUAUUGGUUCGAUCGAAGGAAGAGUCUACUUCGUCCUUAGUCAAAUAUCUCAACUCUACCUCGGGCAUAACGAAUGACAUUUACAGUCCGUCUACAGAAGAACAGAUUAAGAUAGGUGAACACGUACAGUCGUAUUCCAUUACUCUAGGCGAUAGCAUCUCUGUUGGAUUAGCUAAGAAGUGGUCCAAGUUCGAGGGAUAUGAAGUAGCUAUGAUAGAUGGUAAAAUCGCUUUUGCCCCUGGAUCAACUGUACCGGUCUUAGAAGCUGCAGAGAUGGUCAAGCCACUGCCCAUCGAGACAGCUCCUGAGGAAGAGCAAAAUGAAAAGAAAGUCAUGGUAGAAGCUUCUUCGAUGGAAAGGAAAGAUGAUGAUGACACUGAAAUGACAAGCGAACCAGCAAAAGAAGCUACUGUGGAAACCGCUCAAGAUGAAGCCAAUAACGUCUCAACUAAAUCUGAACCGGAUGUCGCUGAAGAAGCCAUAGACCAUACCAAACUUACAAUUGCUGCCCCUCAAUUGCAACCCGUGAAAGUCACGCCUAGUCAACUGCCUACGUCAUUAUAUAUAGGUACAUUGCGACUGUCCUCCCUCAAAUCAUACUUGUCAACACUAAAUCCCCCUAUACCAGCUGAGUUCGCCGGUGAGGGUAUAUUGCUAUGCGGUCCAGGAUUACAAACAACCGAAGGGGAAAAAGUCAAAUCUGGGAGUAUAAUAGUUGUCAAGAAGGUCGGUGAAGGAGGAAUUGUAGUCGAAGGAACAGUAGGAAAGGUAUAUGAUUUGGUCUCAAAAAGUGUGUCUGAACAGCUGGCCAGAGUCAAUGCUGCUUAA